AUGUGUACAUGUUUACUAAUAUCUGUCUCUGUCUCUCUCUCCCCCUUGUUUCUCUUUUCUCUUUCCUUUUUUUUUUGUUUUAACUUAUAUUUCAAUUUUUCCGUCCCCCCCCCGACCUUAAGCGGACAUCCGUGUCCAUUUUUCACAUUUUUUUUCUCUUACUUUAAACAUCCCAUAUCUCUGUCGUUGCUUCUUCUCCAUCUUUUCUUCUCAAUUAAUCUUUCUUUCCGUCUCUCUAUCUCUCUCCCCAGCUUCUCUUCCUCUCGAUCUCUUUCUCUGACUCUUUUACUUUCUAAACUUUUUCUCGUUCUAUCUUUACUUAUCUUAUCUCCCAUUUCCCUUAUUUGUUUUUCAUUCAUUUUCCCCACUAUAUAUACGAGAAUAUCCCUCUUCUUCUUCUUCUUCUUCUUCUUCUUCUUCUUCUUCUUCUUUAAUCCUUUCUCUUUCUGUUGCUGCUAUGUUUUCUCCUUCCUGUUUCCUUUUCUAUAUAAUGUUUUAAUCUUUCCUUUCAUUUUUCUUUAUUUCACUAUCACUAUUUUCUUAUUCUCGUUUCAUUUUACAAUAUCUUUCUCCUUUUAUCUAUUGCUUUAA
Molecule: messenger RNA, 591 nt
Organism: Acanthosepion pharaonis
Lineage: Eukaryota; Metazoa; Mollusca; Cephalopoda; Sepiida; Sepiidae
Source: the annotation of a GenBank genome assembly